This is a messenger RNA of Peromyscus maniculatus bairdii (prairie deer mouse), 2255 nucleotides long. The record is from RefSeq and is a predicted model, not a curated record. NCBI's taxonomy places the organism in Eukaryota, Metazoa, Chordata, Mammalia, Rodentia, Cricetidae.
AUCAUGCAGCCUAUGUUACUAAUCCUUGUGGGGGCUUGGACAACACUGCAAGCUGACUUGCUUUCUGACAAAAAAGUUUUACUUCGACCACCUGUCAAUUUUACUGUUAAAGCCAUUGGAUUGGCUCAAGUUCUUUUACACUGGGCCCCAAAUCCUGACCAAGAGCAAAGAAAUGUUGAUCUACAAUAUCAUGUGAAAAUAAGUGUUCCACAAGAAGAUGAGUAUAACACCAGGAAGACUGAAAGCAAAUAUGUGGCCCCCCUUCAUGACGGCUUUGCAGCUAGUGUGAGGAGCAUCCUAAGGAGAAGCCACUCUUCCCUGGCCAGCAGUUGGGUUUCUGCUGAACUCAAAGCUCCAUCAGGGUCUUCUGGAACCUCGGUUAUGAAUUUAACUUGUACCACAAACACUGUUGUGAGUAGUCACACCCACUUAAGGCCAUACCAAGUGUCUCUUCGCUGCACCUGGCUUGUUGGCAAGGAUGCCCCUGAGGACACACAAUAUUUCCUAUACUACAGGUUUGGUGUCUGGACUGAAGAAUGCCAGGAAUACAGCAGAGAUGCACUGGACAGAAAUACUGCAUGCUGGUUUCCCAGGACAUUUAUCAACAGCAAAGGGUUUGAGCAGCUUGCAGUGCAUGUUAAUGGCUCAAGCAAGCAUGCUGCAAUCAAGCCCUUUGAUCAGCUGUUCACUCCACAUGCCAUUGAUCAAGUGAAUCCUCCAAUGAAUGUGACAGUUGAGAUUGAAGAAACUUCUCUUUAUAUCCAAUGGGAGAAACCAGUUUCGGCCUUUCCAGUCCAUUGCUUUAAUUACGAAUUGAAAAUUUACAACCCAAAGAAUGGUUACUUUCAGAUGGAAAAACUGGCCACCAACAAAUUCGUCUCAAAAAUUGAUGACGUUUCUACAUACUCCAUUCAAGUGAGAGCAGUUGUGAGCUCGUCUUGCAGAGUGUCUGGAAGCUGGGGCGAGUGGAGUCAGCCUAUUUAUGUGGGUGAGGAUGAGAAGAAACCCUUGGCAGAGUGGCAUCUCAUUGUGUUUCCAGCCACCGCCUGCUUCGUCUUGUUAAUCUUCUCACUCAUCUGCAGAGUGUGUCGCAUAUGGAUCAAGUUAUUUCCACCAAUUCCAGCCCCUAAGAGUAACAUCAAAGAUCUCCUGGUAGUGACUGACUAUGAGAAAGCCGCUUGGAAUGAAACCAAAAUUGAAGCUGUAAGUUGUGUGGAAGAGGCUGGAUUUGAAGUCAUGGAAAAUUCCAUGUUUUGAUGGCAUUCUGAAAAGAAUUCAUGCAGGACUCCAUGAUAAAAGCAAGGAAUAAUAUUUCUUGGCAAGAAGAAAUUUCAAAUGAACACACAAUGCUCAAUUUGGUUACCAGGAAACACAUCCAGACAUAUAUGAGUCUCCGAUGUUCCAUCUUUUAACUUGUACAAGCCUCAUCAACACCUCCUUGCUCACAGUAGGACAAUGGAUUCAACAGAGCAGGGGCCUUGUUUUCCCACCCACAGUAUAUGAAGUAUUGCCUGACCUGGUUAUACAGGCCAGCGUUUGCAAUUUGCAUGGCUCACCUUGGACAUUUUGCACAGGAGACAGUUUUUCAAGCUAAUGUUAUGUGUUUACUUUGGUUUGAGCUGACAACAGCAGCACUUUCAGCUACAGUGAGAGGAAGAGUGGAGCCCAUCCAGAGUGAGCCCAAAUUCAAGACUGUCUUUUCCAAAGCAAGUGGGAGCCAUAACUUCAUGGUGCUUUUUCUCGUUGAGUUCUAGAAUACUUUUUUUUUUUCAAGAACUGUGCCUUUGUGUUGUGGUAUGGGAUGAUGUAAAGUGGAGGUAGAAACAAAGACUAUGUCCAGUUCUGUAUGUCUGUCCCAGUAAGCAUCUAAGGGAAACUACCUGAAAACGUACACUAAGACGUCAUGCCUGGGGCUGAGGAGAUGGCUCAGUCAGACAAGUGUUUGGUGAAGAAGCAUAAAUACCUGAGACUGGUCAACCAGCACCAAGGAAACAGAAACAAAACAGUGCAAGCAGCACGUGCCUAUGAUCCUAGUACUGGGAAACAAAAAUGAGAGGCUCCAUGGGAAUUGUUGGCCAGUCAGUUUAGCCAAUGGGUGGUUUCUAGGUUCAGUAAGAGAUACUGUCUCAAAAAGGUAAGGUGGAAAGUGACUGGGGAGAACCCCUGACACUUACCUCUGGCCUACAUACACAUGUACACAUACGAAGCCAUACACAUGCACACACACUAAAAACAUCAUCUAUUAAGAGAGAAGA